This is a messenger RNA of Salvia hispanica, 711 nucleotides long. Its product is annotated as non-specific lipid transfer protein GPI-anchored 15-like. The record is from RefSeq and is a predicted model, not a curated record. Lineage: Eukaryota; Viridiplantae; Streptophyta; Magnoliopsida; Lamiales; Lamiaceae. Gene Ontology annotation, biological process: lipid transport. Gene Ontology annotation, molecular function: lipid binding.
UCAACCGUCCUAGAAAUCAAAUCCACAUUGAAUCAAUCUCCACAUUCUCAAGAUUCAAAAUGGCUAAUGAAAUUACCAUAAUACCCCUAAUCGUCCUCGUAGCGCUUGCUAUGCUAUGUGGCGGUGCGAGGGGCCAGACUGGGUGCACGAAGACCCUUAUGGCCCUCUCGCCCUGCCUGAACUACGUGGAGGGGAACUCGUCCACCCCUACGACCUCAUGCUGCUCCCAACUAUCGAACGUGGUCUCCUCACAGCCACAGUGCUUGUGCCUACUGCUCAACGGCACCGCCUCCUCAUAUGGCCUCAACAUCAACCAGACGCUAGCCCUCGGGCUGCCUGACGCAUGCAGCGUUAAGACCCCUCCCACUAGCAGAUGCAAUACGAACGCGCCAUCCGCUUCACCUGACGCCCAGAUCCCUCCGGCUGACGCAUCCACACAACCGGACUCCAUCCCAUCAGGCUCGAAAACUGUCCCGUCGGUGGAUAAUGGUGCCGGCGCCGGCAACAUUAGAGCAACAAAAGACAUUGCAGCUCUCCUCCUCUUCAUUGGAACAUCUGCACUCUUCGUAGCUGGAUUUUGAGACUGUUUCUUUGCCAAGAAUCAAUGAUGUUUUGAUCUUGCGUCAAUUAUUUGUUGUUGUUGUUUUUUUCCCCUAAUGGAUUUGUUUGUUUGAGUUUGCGGUUCUAAUUAAGAAGCUUCUUUGUGUACCA